CUGCAUGGCGCUUCUCACCCUUUUCCUCCUCUUCGCAUUCGUAUCCAUGGCUCCAGCCCGCGUUAAGUGGUCGGAAGUGGUGGGACUUAAGCCGGAUUUGGCCGAGGAGAGGAUUCGGAAAGAUAUGCCUACAGCUAAGUUCCAGGUGCUGAAAGUGGGUCAAGCUGUUACGAUGGAUUUCGUCCCAUGGCGCGUUCGGAUCUUUGUUGAUUCGGCGGGGAACGUUGCCAGAAUCCCCGUAGUUGGGUAAACAAGUAUCGAAUAUCAUGGGAAUUUUUAGUCGCGUGAUAUGAUUAGAAUGAUAUCUAUGAGAUGUAUGCUUAAAUAAAGAACUUGGCAUGCGAUGGGAACUCUUGAAAGGGUAACCACACAUCAAGAUUAGGCUAUGCUCCUUGGAGUGUAUACCUUUUACUGGAAGUUUUGAGCUUGUGUAUGAAUUAGUAAUGUGUAUUGCUUCAGUUUCAAUUUGGUUAUCCGUUGAUAUCAAUGAGUUUUUUUUUAUAUAUAAAUAAUUCGUGUGA
Dendrobium catenatum is the source of this 521-nucleotide messenger RNA. Its product is annotated as subtilisin-chymotrypsin inhibitor-2B-like. Gene Ontology annotation, molecular function: serine-type endopeptidase inhibitor activity. The transcript is spliced from 2 exons. The record is from RefSeq and is a predicted model, not a curated record. The coding region runs from base 5 to 250 and encodes 81 amino acids. Lineage: Eukaryota; Viridiplantae; Streptophyta; Magnoliopsida; Asparagales; Orchidaceae. Gene Ontology annotation, biological process: response to wounding.